AUGACGCGGAGCGGAUGGUGGGUGUGCCGGCGAGGGCUGGAGCACGGCCUGUUGGUGGAGCAUCACCGGGAUUUGGGGGACUCCACUGGCAAGGGACAGAGGAGGGCCAAGCUGGGCAGCAUGGUGGGAGAGUCCCAGGUCAUCAGAGAUGUGAGCAGUCGGCGCUUCCGCCCAGUUCUGCACACGUUUCUGUGCGCUGGAAGUGUCCUUGCCCACCGGCGUGUGUCCUGUGUGAACGGAGCCCAGGAAGUGCGGGCACGCGCGGGAAAGUGCGGGUUGAGUGCGGCGCCGCUCGGAUCGCUCCGCUCGCGCCGCCCGCACACUCGCACUGAUCGGCGGCUGCCGGUGACGCGGGCUGGGCCCGCCCCUAGCCCCUCCGACGGCGCCCGCGACGACGACGAGGAUGUCGAUCAGCUCUUUGGAGCCUAUGGCGCCAGCCCCGGCCCCGGCCCAGUCCCCAGCCCGGGGCGGCCGCCCGCCAAGCCACCCGAGGACGAGCCGGACGCCGACGGCUACGAGUCCGACGACUGCACUGCCCUGGGCACACUGGACUUCAGCCUGCUCUACGACCAGGAGAACAAUGCCCUGCACUGCACCAUCACCAAGGCCAAGGGCCUGAAGCCGAUGGACCACAAUGGGCUGGCAGACCCGUACGUCAAGCUGCACCUGCUGCCAGGAGCCAGUAAGGCAAAUAAGCUCAGAACGAAAACUCUCCGAAACACUUUGAACCCCACGUGGAACGAGACCCUCACUUACUACGGGAUCACAGACGAAGACAUGAUCCGAAAGACCCUGCGGAUAUCCGUGUGUGAUGAGGACAAAUUCCGCCACAACGAGUUCAUCGGGGAGACCAGGGUGCCCCUGAAGAAGCUGAAGCCCAACCACACCAAGACGUUCAGCAUCUGCCUAGAGAAGCAGCUGCCGGUGGACAAGACGGAAGACAAGUCCCUGGAGGAGCGGGGCCGCAUCCUGGUCUCCCUCAAGUACAGCUCGCAGAAGCAGGGCCUGCUGGUUGGCAUCGUGCGCUGUGCCCACCUGGCCGCCAUGGACGCCAACGGCUACUCAGACCCCUACGUGAAAACAUACCUGAAGCCAGAUGUGGACAAGAAAUCCAAACACAAGACAGCAGUAAAGAAGAAAACCCUGAACCCAGAGUUCAACGAGGAAUUCUGUUACGAGAUUAAGCAUGGGGACCUGGCCAAGAAGACCCUGGAGAUCACCGUCUGGGAUUAUGACAUUGGAAAAUCCAAUGAUUUCAUUGGCGGCGUGGUUCUAGGCAUCAACGCCAAGGGAGAGCGCCUGAAGCACUGGUUUGACUGCCUGAAGAACAAGGACAAGAGGAUAGAGCGCUGGCACACACUCACCAACGAGCUCCCGGGGGCCGUGCUCAGCGACUGACCCGCCCCGCCUGCCCG
Odocoileus virginianus texanus is the source of this 1415-nucleotide messenger RNA. RefSeq names its product double C2 domain beta (gene DOC2B). NCBI's taxonomy places the organism in Eukaryota, Metazoa, Chordata, Mammalia, Artiodactyla, Cervidae. Gene Ontology annotation, biological process: spontaneous neurotransmitter secretion; regulation of calcium ion-dependent exocytosis; exocytosis. Gene Ontology annotation, cellular component: membrane; synapse. The record is from RefSeq and is a predicted model, not a curated record.